AUGGGUGAACAGCUCUCCGAGGAGCAGAUAUCCGAGUUCAAGGAGGCCUUCAGCUUGUUCGACAAGGACGGUGAUGGUGAGAUCCCUAUCGGCGUUCCUUCUGUCAUCCCUUUUCUUUCCAUCGUCUGUUCGUCAAGCUAGGUCUGUUUUCCGCGUUUGUCAUAGUAAGUGUUGGACCUGAUAUCUGGUCUUCUGGGCUCCUUUCUGGCGUUGGAUUGUUUCCCGUCACUGGCAUGUGAUGAACGUCGGCCCGAAGCUCAUCGUUUUUCGCCUUACCUGUGUCAUUUGUUUGUAGGAUCUCCCUUCAUUAUUAAAGUUUUUACUGGAACGAGUCCUUAUGCUUCACUUAGAGAAACGAUAUUAUUGAGUAUGGAGCUUGCUAAUUUGUUUUCUUACUCCAGUUUAUAUUUUAAUGCAUUUAUGGAUAAUUGCACUCCAGAUUAAAUUUCUGGCUAUCUUCUAAUUGAGUUUUUGCCCGGUUCUCACUUCGAAGGUUGUUUUACUUUCUCGUCAAAUGAUUGGAUAAGUCCGGAGUUUUGGAUUGUAAUUUCCUUAUUGAUCUUUGUGGCUUAUUUCUCUAGUUGUAUCGUUCCCCGAAAAUUUUCAUAUCGGUGUUAUCUUUUUCUAAAUUCCUCUCAUAAGUCAGGAAUACGGGAAAGGGUCUCUUGGGAGUCCAGCAAGCAAAAAUAUUGAAUUGAUCGACUCAGUUGAUUGGGAUAGUAGCGGUCAGCGACAUAGGAAUGGGGAUGGGAUUAGGAUGGGCCGUGAGAAGAAGUCGGGUCUGAUUUGACCGAGUCUUCAUGCGUUAAACUUACUGUUCUGUAAAGGCAUUGUCAUCAUAAUUUAUGACACGGCUUCCAAAACCUUGACCCCAGAAAACAUCGUUAGAGAUAUUUCAUGGUUGACUCUGCGUCUCUAUGGCAUAAAGUGCUUCAACAGGAGUCGCAACAUAAUGCUCUGAUGCCCCCAGUCAUGCUUCGAUUUCUUGUUGAAUCCAUCUAUUUGAAAUGUGAGUGAUAUUUCCUGCAUUAGUGUCUUCCUCCCGUGCAUCCACAAUGGCGAUUAAACAGUUAGAUUCUUCCUUAAAAAUGUAUAAUUCUGCCGUUUUGAUCUUAAAGCUCUUUGAUCUUUAGGUGACUGUGAUUUUCUCUUUACCUGCUAGCAGUUUGUCUGUAUUAUGUAAUUCGUCUGCUUUUAUGGUAAACCUGGAGUAGUUCUCGCUCAACGGCAGCAAGAUCUUGGGGCUGAUUCAGAGUGUACCCACAUAGCAAUCUCAUUCUUAGAAAUCGUAUCUUAACCGAAACAGUAAAAUUGAUGCGACUAUAAAUCCAUCACCUGGAGCCUACGACUUGAGACAGUGAGGCUGUUACCGCAUAAGCCACUUGGUUACAGCUGAAUUGUUUAGAUCAGUGACUGGCUCACUUUGCCAAUCUAGCGUUAUUUUCAUUGCUUCCAUCCGCAUCAUUUAGGAACUCCCGGGUGGGGUCAUCUCUUAAUCUGAGACACUUUUAUUUGUGAAACCCAUCAAAUUAAAAAAAAGGCAUUAAAAAAAUGUCCUCUGUUUGUUCCUGCAUUUAUUUAUUUAUUUAUUUAUUUUUCUUGAUUUGGGUGGGUGGAUCAAUUCGUCUUUCAGGUUGCAUCACCACCAAGGAACUGGGGACGGUGAUGCGAUCCCUGGGCCAGAACCCCACCGAGGCCGAGCUCCAAGACAUGAUCAACGAGGUGGACGCCGAUGGGAAUGGCACCAUCGACUUCCCAGAGUUUCUGAACCUGAUGGCUCGGAAGAUGAAGGACACCGACUCCGAGGAGGAGCUGAAAGAGGCCUUCCGGGUGUUCGACAAGGACCAGAACGGCUUCAUCUCCGCCGCCGAGCUCCGCCACGUGAUGACCAACCUCGGCGAGAAGCUCACCGACGAGGAGGUCGACGAGAUGAUCCGCGAGGCCGACGUCGACGGCGACGGCCAGAUCAAUUACGAGGAGUUCGUCAAGGUCAUGAUGGCCAAGUAA
Molecule: messenger RNA, 2007 nt
Organism: Spirodela intermedia
Lineage: Eukaryota; Viridiplantae; Streptophyta; Magnoliopsida; Alismatales; Araceae
Source: the annotation of a GenBank genome assembly